Exophiala mesophila is the source of this 2585-nucleotide messenger RNA. RefSeq lists its product as uncharacterized. NCBI's taxonomy places the organism in Eukaryota, Fungi, Ascomycota, Eurotiomycetes, Chaetothyriales, Herpotrichiellaceae. The record is from RefSeq and is a predicted model, not a curated record. The transcript has 2 exons. The coding region runs from base 11 to 2029 and encodes 672 amino acids.
GUUGGCAACCAUGAGAAACUGUCACGACUCAACCAGCGACGGCCAAGCGUUUCUCUUCGUCAACAAAUCUCUCGACUCCAAGUCCCUGUCGAGGAGCGAACGCGGCAUCGCUAAACUCAUCAAUCGACAUGCUCAACGAGUGCAGAACCGGAAAAGUGAAAAUCGUCGAAUCCAGUCCCUAAAGACCAAUGCUUCAUCCGCCCGUCGCAUCGCCCUAGAUGGCUGGAAUCGCAAGGAGACCUCGACUCAAGGUUCUAGUGGAAGUGACCCAGAAACCCCUUCGUCACCAGCAACGGAUUCGUCCAGUGGGCUCACACCGUCAGAUGCUCCCUUUCAUGUCACUACUCCAUCAAAUCAAUGCUCAUAUGGCACCUCUACUUCAUCACCAGCAACCUUUUCUGUGGUCCAAAGCCAUUAUGGCCCGCUGACGAGGAGGCUCAGCAGCGACGAUCGCUGUCGUGACCAUCAAGUCUCACUUGACCAUGGGUAUGGGCAUGUUGACAAGAACAGUAGUAGUGAUGAAGAUGCAGAGGCUCUAAUACUUUCAGCGACAGUUCAUCGCACGUCUUUUAGUCCCAAGGUGGGCAUGGACUCCUUCGGUGCCGGUAGCAUCCACAUCACUAGCAGCAUCCAUUCGGUCCUCCAGCAUCUUUUGCAGAUCUACGCGUACUCGGGCAACAAUUAUAAAAUCGCACACCUACCAAUCCAACUACAGAAAUCCAUGCCCCAAUUCCCUAUUCAAACAGUGGUCCAGCGAAGCGUAUAUAAGGAACACCACCUAUAUUCACUCAUAGCCGCCGCAACGGCUCGCAUGAAGCACGUCUGGUACGAGGGAAGCCCCGCUGGAGAUCCACGAGAGGUCUAUCGCAUUGCCGUACGACACCUCCGCAAAGAACUCAUGGACAACGCCCGGACGGGGACGGUCGACAAACAGACGCUGAUGGACCUGGUCUUCAUCAUCGUCAGCGAAACUCAGUAUGGACUGUUCGACGAGGCGCGCAAACAUUUACAGGUCAUCGCACGACUUCACCACCUCCUCGACCCCAACAUAUAUCUCGACCACUGGAUCUCCGAAUCAACAGCCCACGUCGACAAUCAACUGGCCCUGAUGACCGGACAACCGCCCGUCCUACCAUUCGACUUCGACCCAGGUCCCAUGUUACCGGAACGACUGAACAUGCUCAAACGCGAAGCACGACGGGUUCUCACAUAUGGAUACCCAUCCCCCACGACUCACCUGGUGGCGCACCAUCCACCACAGAAAUUCAACGACGUGAUGCAAAACCUCUCUCGAACGCUAGACCACCGAAUGGGCACGAAUUUGAGCGGCGGGAUCCGCGCAGGGGUGUUUGCCGGCCAUUUUGGAAAGAGCGUGGCCGAUCUAGUCGACUGCAUCGAAAUCGCAAAGGUGGUAUGGCUAUCACCCAUUGCAGUAUGUUUCGACGCCGAAUGGCUCUGUCGAAAGGCUCGAUCAGUGCUACGAUCAUUACUCGCCAUGUCCCCAGCACUUGAUCCAGGAAGUUAUGCACGUCCAAUGAGUCUCUACACCAAAUGUACCGAAGCACUGCGCCAGACGAUAAUCCUAAUGUUGACGUACGCGUGCACCGUCAUCGGCGAUCAAACGGCACAAGCCAACGUGAUUAAAUUUCGAGAUGCCUGCGCAGAAGCAUUUACUUACUGGACGCCUUCGGUGUCAUGGUCCCUGGACUGUGGGUCAAACGAUCCGUUUCGAAAACUCACUCCGUUUGAACAUACUCAGGCCGGUCUGGCCCUCUGGUCGGUUUUGAUCGGGGUGUGGGUCGCAACUGACUAUCCUCGUGAAGAAGAAUGGUUUCUCACCCGUGCGGUCAAUCUCUGUACUUAUUUCGGCUACAAGACCUACGACGACCUCAACGCCCAUAUGUCGCAGUACAUGUAUUCCCGCAAUUUACAGGAAGCAAGUCUCCGACGUGCCGUACAGGCUUUACAGGCUCGAAUUCAGUUUGAGUCGCAAUUGCUCAGGCGGCCUAUGGCUGAUCAAAGCGUGUGACUGCGAAACCCAUCACGGGCCAAAAAACAUGGACGAAUGGGAACCCCAAGCCUUGUUCACCAAGUACUAAAGCACACGACAUGACACUUCCUUCGCGAGAGACGAAGACGCGGACGCACUUUUCUCCCCAUGUGUGAUACCUACCAACCUAGGUCGCACCGAGGGAGAGAGGGGUGAGAACUACGUUACCUACCUACCUACCUACCUACUUAGAGGAUGGUCGAGAACUCCCCCAAUCCCCCUUUGGUAACCGUUUCUGGACGAUUACUUCAUCCUUUGUAAUCACCCUCCAGCCAUCUUUGGCGGGGAAGCGAGGGGCCGAAGGGCACUGAGGCGUUUACUUACCGUAUUCUGGCCACGACUAGGCUGGAUCUCAAUGCAAAAUGCAAUGCCCCCCUUAGUUGUCACAAUGACUAAACCAACAAUGGAGGGCGACUGCGAACUCUAGAAUUGCUUUUUGCUUGCUCUGAGACUCCCUCUUUCAUACUUCUAGACGCGCACACGCACACACGCGCGCACACACACACACACACACACACUCUCUCUCUCUCUCUCU